This is a messenger RNA of Alosa sapidissima (American shad), 2207 nucleotides long. Its product is annotated as renin binding protein. The transcript has 11 exons. The coding region runs from base 249 to 1460 and encodes 403 amino acids. NCBI's taxonomy places the organism in Eukaryota, Metazoa, Chordata, Actinopteri, Clupeiformes, Clupeidae. Gene Ontology annotation, biological process: carbohydrate metabolic process; N-acetylglucosamine metabolic process; N-acetylmannosamine metabolic process. The record is from RefSeq and is a predicted model, not a curated record. Gene Ontology annotation, molecular function: N-acylglucosamine 2-epimerase activity; peptidase inhibitor activity.
UUUUUCCUACCGCUCUCUCGAGCUUUGGGAAUCAGAGGUAGCACAUGACAUGCAGUCAUGUGAUGACCUCCUGUCAGUACUUGCUGCCAGAUCAACCUAAGAAAGUGGUGGGAGGUUAGUUAAUGUUUAACAGCGGAGAGUAGACAUCCCUCCCUCCCCACUGUCCACUGCCUUAAUUAUCGGAUGGGAAGCCUGGACAGGACACAUCUUCAGAAACAUUCCUCCUGCAACAAACAACCAUCAGCGCAAUGAGUGAAGACACUCUGGAACAGUAUCGGCAGAGGUUCCGCUCGGAGCUGGACAGAGUGGUCGACUUCUGGCUGAAGUACUCCCUUGACAAACAGCAUGGUGGCUAUUUCACCUGUAUUGGGAAAGAUGGGAAAGUCUAUGAUGAGCUGAAGUACGUGUGGCUCCAGGGGAGACAGGUGUGGAUGUACUGUAGACUGUACCGCACCAUGGAGAGGUUUCGUAGGCCGGAAAUACUAGAAGCUGCCAAAGCAGGCGGGGCUUUCCUGCAGCGUUUCGCUCGUGUGCCUUCCUCGGGCAACCCGGGGAAGUGUGCCUUCUGCCUGACCCGAGACGGCCGCGCCGUGAAGGUGCAGAGGACCAUUUUCAGUGAGUGCUUCUACAUCAUGGCCAUGGACGAACUCGCCAGGGUCACUGGGGACCAGGACAUGCAGUCAGACGCUGAGAAGAUGAUGGACCAGCUGGUGCACUGGGUGAGGGUGGACCCGUCAGGUCUGGGUCGUCCCCAGAUGCCCGGCGACCCGCCCGUUAACAGCAUGGCAGUACCCAUGAUGCUCCUGUGCCUGGUGAACCAGCUGAGUGAGGGCCGACCGGCGACAGCACAGAAGUACAGCGAGGUGGGAGAUUGGAGCGUCCAGCAGAUCCUACAACAUGUCCAGAGAGAUGGAACGGCCAUUUUGGAAAACGUCUCGCCUGAAGGAAAAGAGCUGCCUGGUUGUCAGGGGCGACUGCAAAACCCAGGCCAUGCGCUGGAGGCUGGCUGGUUCCUGCUUCAGUACGCUCAGGAGCGGAGCGACAACCAGCUGCAGAGGACGGCCGUGGACAAGUUCAUGGAGGUGCCCUUCCUGUCUGGCUGGGACAAGGAGCACGGCGGCCUCUUCUACUUCCUGGAUGUGGACGGCCACUGUCCCACUCAGCUUGAGUGGAAUAUGAAGUUAUGGUGGCCGCACUGUGAGGCUCUGAUUGCCUACCUGAUGGCGUACACACACUCCAAAGAGCCAGCUCUGCUGGGGCGCUUUAGUCAGGUCUACGACUACACCUUCUCCCAUUUCUCGGAUCCAGAGCAUGGUGAGUGGUUUGGCUAUCUCAGUCAGGAAGGCAGCGUGGUGCUUGACUUCAAAGGAGGGCCCUUUAAAGGGUUCUUCCAUGUUCCUCGAUGUUUGUACAUGUGUGAGAGGCUGCUGGACAGUCUUCUAGAGAAACGCCAGGACUGAAGCUCUGGUGUCAUCCAUCUUCUAUGCAGCACUCCACUGCACAACAUCAGUGAUUUCAUUAUUUUUGAAUAAUUAUUUUGUGGUAUAAUACUGUGACCUAAUUGUUACUUACUCAUAUAAUGCACAGGGAACAGAUUACACAUGCCAGGACUGCACUUGAACUUUUGAAGGGAAAAGGGAAAAUUGUGAAUUUCAUAUGCCAUGGUAGCAUCACCCAUAAUCAGAGAUUGAUACAGCUAAACUGCACAGUGGCAAGUCACUACUGACAUAAGAAAAGUCAGGCAACUAAAAAUAUGCUCAUACUGUUUACAUUUUACCUGGCUGACUUUUUACAGUUUGUGAAAUUAGACAAACAAUCAAAAUAAUCUUGUUUGUAUAGUCAUGGGAAUAGUGGUAUGCUGACUUCCUGUGUUUACUCAGGAUGAGGUGGCCAUCUUGGAUAUGAUUCUCUUAAGGGUCUCUGCCUUAAUUACCUUAAUAAUGUUAGAAUGAAUUGUUUCACUGUCUAUGUAAUUGGUCUUAAGGGCCAUAAUGGGUCCAGCACUAAUUGGAAGAUCAUGUCUGUACUAAUCUGACUGUACAACCCUGUUCAUCCUCCAUCAUCAGAAUCACAUGUCUCUGCAUAUACACAUGUGGGUAAUAAGAACACUCCAUCACUUAAGCAGUUGAAGCCAGAAACUGCUUCCAUUUAUACUGUAUCUUUUACCAUUGUUAUUUUUUGACAAUAAAGUUGAAAUACUUGUCUUA